Malaclemys terrapin pileata is the source of this 821-nucleotide messenger RNA. RefSeq names its product ankyrin repeat and MYND domain-containing protein 2-like. The coding region runs from base 18 to 821 and encodes 267 amino acids. Gene Ontology annotation, molecular function: protein binding. The transcript has a single exon. The record is from RefSeq and is a predicted model, not a curated record. NCBI's taxonomy places the organism in Eukaryota, Metazoa, Chordata, Testudines, Emydidae.
GGGGCGGACGAGGCGCCAUGGCUCCCCCCAGGAGAGGUGAGCUGAGCCCGGCGGAGAAGGAGCUGCUGGCGGUGAUUGCCCGAGGAAACACUGAAGAAGCUGGAAGGCUCUUGGGCAGCAAGAAUGUCCGUGUCAAUUGCUUGGAUGAGCAUGGCAUGACCCCUUUAAUGCAUGCAGCAUACAAAGCGAAAGCUGACAUGUGCAGGUUGCUCUUGCGGUAUGGAGCGGAUGUUAACUGCAAUGAACACGAGCAUGGAUAUACUGCCUUGAUGUUUGCUGGACUCUCAGGCAGCAAAGAAAUCACCUGGAUGAUGUUAGAGGCUGGAGCAGAGACUGAUGCUGUCAACUCUGUGGGAAGGACAGCAGCUCAGAUGGCUGCCUUUGUGGGUCAACAUGAUUGCGUGACCAUCAUCAACAACUUCUUUCCACGGGAAAGGCUAGACUACUACACUAAACCACAAGGACUAGAUAAAGAACCAAAACUGCCAGUGAAGUUAGCUGGGCCUCUUCACAAAAUUAUUACUACUACAAACUUGCAUCCUGUUAAGAUUGUGCUGCUGGUCAAAGAGAACCCCCUAUUGGCAGAAGUAGAAGCACUGCUGAAAUGCUACAGGGUGUUGGACCUGAUUUGUGAGAAAUGCAUGAAGCAAAGAGAUAUGAAUGAAGUACUGGCUAUUAAAAUGCACUAUAUGAGUUGCAUCUUCCAGAAAUGUAUUAAUUUUCUCAAAGAGCGAGAGGAUAAACUGAAUCUUAUAAUAAAGUCUCUUGCCUCAGUUGGAGUAAUCUGUUUUGGGUCUAAGAUACUUUUAUCAAACUUGUAA